AUGGCUGGCAAAGAGGAAGCAGGAGGUGAUGAGAACACUACACGUGGAAGUGAUUGGGAAGUUGUGUCACUGACAGCUUCAGCUUAUGCAGCUUCUCCUGGUCCCAAACAAGUUGACGUGAAAGAUGAUGACAAGGAAGGUUACCAAGCAGAGACAUCUCAUCCUCUCUACAUGUCUGGCCACUUUGUUUUCCCACAAAGUGACGUAGCCACGGAGCCUAGUGAGCUCACCGAGAUUCGUGAAGACAAGUCAAGCAAGAAGACGGAUUUUGGAUUCUCUGUGGAACAAGAAACCGGGUCUCAGGGGAAGGAAGAUGGAGAUUUGACUCUCAAAGGGUUGAAUCUAUCAGACGAGUUUACAGGACUUGAGUUUUUCGAGGAGAAAGGCAAAAGAGGAGAGAACAUUUACAAGACGGCCAUGAGUCCUCUGGAGGAUGAAAGAGCUUUUGGUGGGUCUCACGUCUAUGAACAGACCGAGCCUAUUCAUGAACCGACCGAGCCGCUCACUCCACGUGAUGUUUCACCUGAUCCGAAUCCGAAUCCUACAAAAGACGAGAAGCUUGAAGUAGCAAACGUCCCACCUUGCGAGGCCUGGUGGAAAAGAAGCGCUGCGUCUUUGAUCUCACAAGCCAAAGAGACAAACACAGUUUGGUCCAUUUUCAUAGCUGCGGCUGUAAUGGGAGUUGUGAUCCUUGGCCAGCAUUGGCAACAAGAGAGGUGGCAGAUUUUGCAGCGUAAGUGGGAUUCAAGCAUUGGAAACGAGAAAGCUGGAAGGUUGAUAGGACCGAUCUCUCGACUGAAACAAGCUUUUGUCGGGGGACAGCGACAGGAUGCGUUCAUCCGGGUCAGUUCUCAAAACGACAGUUAG
This is a messenger RNA of Microthlaspi erraticum, 867 nucleotides long. NCBI's taxonomy places the organism in Eukaryota, Viridiplantae, Streptophyta, Magnoliopsida, Brassicales, Brassicaceae. The record is from the annotation of a GenBank genome assembly.